Molecule: messenger RNA, 1727 nt
Organism: Theobroma cacao (cacao)
Lineage: Eukaryota; Viridiplantae; Streptophyta; Magnoliopsida; Malvales; Malvaceae
Product: Integrase-type DNA-binding superfamily protein
Biological process (GO): regulation of DNA-templated transcription
Molecular function (GO): DNA-binding transcription factor activity; DNA binding
Source: RefSeq, a predicted model, not a curated record
CACUCUCUCUCUACAAAGACUUGGCCCUUGGCUUUGGUUUUGGUUUGCUUUGAUUUUCUUUCUUUUCUUUCUCUCUCUACACCACCAGCACCAGCAGCUCCACCACCCUUUCAUAAAAAUGGGCUUUCACUCAAAACUCAAUAAAGUUUAACACAAAAACAAACAAACAAACAAACAAAAGGUGGUAGAUGCAUGAGCCACCACCACAUCAACAACACCAACUUCUUUAAAACACUCAUUCUUUCUUUCUCCCUUCUGUCUUCUCUUCCCUCACCACCUUCCUCCUCCCCAUAACCAAAAGCACACAAAAAAAAAAAACCCAAAUCCUUUUUAACCUUUUUUGGUUUACCAGAUUUCAACCUGUCUUUCUCUCUCUGUUUCUCCUCGGUUUCUACGCUUCCUCAACCACCACCUUUUCUUCCUCUUUCUCAGCAUCAACUCUGUAGUCUUUUUCGCAAUCCAAUCCUUACAUGAGAUUUAGCCCCUGCUUGUCUAUGGAGCAUUAUUGAAAUCAAACGCACGUGAUGAUGAGAAAAUAGUUGGUAUUCAGCCAACCAAGUUCUGUAUAAGUGGCCCAUCUUUGGUAAUAUUAGGAGCACAGACACAGGGAUAAAUGCAAAGGACGAUCAACUAAACCAUUGUUCGCUGAUUAAAGGAUUGCCAACAUGGUGAGCUUACGCAGACGCAAGCUCCUGGGACUCUGCUCUGGGAAGAGUUCUUUUUUGACUCCACUUCCUAGAUUUUUUGACAAUGGACAUGCCCCUGAAAAUUCAAGUCAGAACACAAAAUCUAUUAGUGUGCAUCCCAUGCCCUCAGAUUCCAUCGGCCACAUUCAUGGGAAAAGCAUUGCAAAGGUUGGCUCUGGAUCACCAAAUGUUUCUGGUUCUGGAUCAUCAAAAGAGCAUCAUAAUCAACCUUUUCCGGGGCAACCAAUCAAACGCAGGAAGCGACACAGGAGGAAACAUGUUCAAAACCAAGAACCAUGUCUAAUGAGGGGUGUAUACUUCAAAAAUAUGAAAUGGCAGGCCGCAAUAAAAGUUGACAAGAAACAGAUUCACUUAGGGACUGUUGGUUCACAAGAAGAAGCUGCCCGUUUAUAUGACAGAGCUGCUUUCAUGUGUGGAAGGGAACCCAACUUUGAGCUUUCGGAGGAGGAAAAGCAAGAGCUUAGGAAAUUCAAGUGGGAUGAGUUUUUGGCAUAUACUCGCCGUUCAAUUACCAAUAAAAAAUACAAGCGAAGGCUCGGGGCUGGACCACAGAAGAGGUCUGAACCUGCAAUAGAGAACAGUGACUGGGACAGCAAACAAGGAGUCAAUAGCCUCUCAGCUUCAGAAGAGGCGGGGCCAGACUCUUCAGCCUCAUGAAAAUAAUGGUUUGAGGGCGAGGCUGAAUAAUCGGGUUUCAGUAGUUAAAUUCUAGUUGCUGGGUCUCCAUUUUUGAGUGUAUAAAGGCCCCUAUUAGGGCGAGUAAUGAUAGAUGUCAUUUAUCUUCUGGUAAGCAGAUAUCUAUAGUGUUUUAACCCAAUAAGUGGUAAAUAUUAGUUGCAUCAACCCCACCAUUGUUGUUAGACAGGUGAAAGGCAUGCAAAGCUAUAGUGCCUUAUUUGGUUUUCCUGAACUUGUUUUGAGGUCAUUAUUGCUGUCCCAAAAUGCUCCAACAACUUUGUUUCCAGGAAGCAUUUAUAUAUCCUUCCUAGGAACAGAUACAGUUACGCCACUUGCGCUCUA